AUGGUUCGUGUCGCUAAAGAUUCCUUCAACAGGUUUGAGCAGGCCUAUGCGAACUUGACCGAGGACCGACUGAAGAGGGCCGAGGCGGAGAUGCGGGAGACAAGGACUACGUCGGACCCCGACAUAUCGCUCUUGCUCCGCGAGCUGUCGAUUUUGGUCAUGCACAGCCGCUCUCAACGAAUCCCGUCUGCUUAUGCGGAGGAAGAUCCAAGCUCUGGACAUUUGGGCCGGCUCCAUGAUUAUGAGUCUGCAAAGGAGCUUUUGGCCGAUCUCCGUGAAAGGUACGACAGAAUCGCCCUCAGCACCAUGGAUCCGGUCAGCUCGGCCAUCUUCUUCCACCGAGAAAUAUCUCUAUUCUUUGACAAAUACGUGAACACAGGCCAGGAAUCGAUCUUCGGGAAGAUCAGCCACUACUACGCCACGGUGGAAACGAACGAGCGAGGCAGCCUCCACUUGCAUGGACUCCUCUGGCUGGACGGCAACAUGCGGUUACCGAACCUGAUGGACGACAUGGCCAAUCCCGCGGAAGAAUCGUAUCGUGCCCAGGUGAUCCGAUACAUAGACUCCGUCUUUCAUGAGUGCCUAGAUGAAGAUGCCGGAAAAGCCGUGCGACAAUAG
Hirsutella rhossiliensis is the source of this 618-nucleotide messenger RNA. RefSeq lists its product as uncharacterized. The transcript is spliced from 2 exons. NCBI's taxonomy places the organism in Eukaryota, Fungi, Ascomycota, Sordariomycetes, Hypocreales, Ophiocordycipitaceae. The record is from RefSeq and is a predicted model, not a curated record. Bases 1 to 618 code for a protein of 205 amino acids.